GAGUUGGUUUGUGCCAGGAAGCGCAGUGGGUGCUGGCUGGGGGGGGGGGGGGGUCUUUCUUCUCUAACAAACUUCCCAGCUGUGUAGGAGGCAGUGCAGCAGUCAAGUCAUCAUUCCCGCUGGCCUGUCACAUCCCCCGCCACCCCCGCCGUGAGACCGACAGCCCUUUAAAACCAACAAAUCUCCAAGUCAUCAAGUGACCAGGCGGGCGGGUGCCGGAGGGUGCUGUGACUCCAGCAGCUGCCCGCAGCAGCCGGGCAGGGGCGCUCUCCCCUCGGAGCUGCCGGCAGCAGGAGCAGCGAACCCCUCCCGCGGCGAGUGGCUUCCCAGGCGGAGAAGUUCCCGCAGCCCCAGCCGAGCAGAAGGAGGCGGCUCCUGCGAGCUUGCGGGGGGAGAGCGCAGAACUCUCCCUGCCUGGAGCUCACCCCGCACCCCAGCCAGCCGCUCGCUCCCUCCCGCCCGCUCCGCCGAGCCGCCGCUGCAUGAGGCGCUCCGGGCUGGUCUUCGGGGCCACCUGUUCCGCUCUCCUCCAGCCCGCGGCCGCGGCCAUGAACGCCUCGCUGGGCAAUCAGACCGAGGCGGCGGGGCUCUUCUUCGCCAACAGCAGCGACGCCCUGGAGCGGGCCCUGCGCUGCUGCACCCAGGCCUCCGUGGUGACCGACAACGGCUUCGUGGUGACCGGCCCGGACGAGAGGAGCCUCUACAUCAUGCGGGUGGUGCAGAUCGCGGUCAUGUGCGUCCUCUCGCUCACCGUGGUCUUCGGCAUCUUCUUCCUGGGCUGCAACCUGCUCAUCAAGUCCGAGGGGAUGAUCAACUUCUUGGUGAAGGACCGGAGACCGUCCAAAGAGGUGGAGGCGGUGGUGGUCGGGCCCUACUGACAGCCAGUGCCGCCCGCUGAGGAGCCGGCCAGGAAACAGGUGGCACUUGCCGCAGGCCCUCGCUGCUGCUGCUGCAGCGGCCACGGGUGCCUUUUGCCCGAGCGGGGCAGCCCCACCCCGGGAAGGGGAGCGGAGGCGCCUCGGACCCGCUCCUGGCUUGGGGGCUCUGGCACUGCUUGCUGCCCGGGGACGCUCCGAUGCCAGCCCCGGUUCUCCCGCGGCUCCAGAGCAGGGCGGCUGGGGGGGACGGACACAGCCCCAGCCCCAGCCAGGGCGCGUCUGCCUCUUCUGUAUGUUACACGGCCAGAGCGGAGCCUCCUGCAGCGCCUUGUAUAUAGUGAUUGUGAUGCACUUCGCUGCUUGGUUUAAAA
Mauremys reevesii (Reeves's turtle) is the source of this 1249-nucleotide messenger RNA. It is a transcript of the gene RPRM, whose product is annotated as reprimo, TP53 dependent G2 arrest mediator homolog. The coding region runs from base 483 to 878 and encodes 131 amino acids. The transcript has a single exon. NCBI's taxonomy places the organism in Eukaryota, Metazoa, Chordata, Testudines, Geoemydidae. The record is from RefSeq and is a predicted model, not a curated record.